AUGGACAAAGUGGAGGGACUGGUUGACCGCGCUCGGCAGCUUGCAAUUCAUCAACCGUCAGAUGCGACAGCCCCCGAGUCAUUCCACUCGGCGGUCGAUACUCAUCUGCAGAAAAUCCACCAAUCUGUGUCGGCGUCGAAUUCAACACUGGGCCUUUUUCUCGAGAAAUUCCAGCAGGAAUCUCCCGAGGCAAAUGCCGGAAGUCAUACCUCCCAGGAUCCUCUGUCGCUGGACGCUUUCCGGGCGUAUAUGAAGGAUGCGAACGCAGGUGCACAGGCACCGGAUCAUGAUCUAGAUCUUUCCGCCCCCAUCUCGGAUUAUUUUGUCUCGUCGAGUCACAAUACGUACUUGACCGGCAACCAGCUGUACAGUGAUGCUGCUGCGAGCGCAUACACAUCUGUCCUCCUGCGCGGUUGCAGAUCCGUGGAGAUUGAUGUCUGGGAUGGGGAAUCAGAAACCCCCGAUUCCAGCGAGGCGGAAGGAAAAAGUGGCAGCUCCAGUGACUCGAGUGACGACGACAGGGCUUUGGGGACCAGAAUCAAAGAAAAGGUCAGGUCCAAGACCGACAUCCAGGACGGGUCUGGUCGAGGAUUGCCUCGCUCCGUCUCGUCCAAAUUGGGGAAUGUCUUGCGCCGCAAAUCCACCAAAGCCGCACAGGUCGGUGGUGAGGAUGCCUCCACGAGCCAGAUGCCCAUCACUGGGGAGCCACGUGUCUUGCAUGGGCAUACAUUGACCAAGGGCGCUUCAUUUCGCGAGGUCUGCUAUGCAAUCCGUGACAGCGCCUUUGUGGCCAGUGAUCUUCCAAUCAUUGUCAGCUUUGAGGUGCAUGCGUCUCUCGAACAACAGCAGAUGAUGGUGGAUAUUAUCAAAGAGGCAUGGAACGGCUUGUUGGUGGAGGUUUCGCCAGACGUCGAACCUGGGAACAAGCUCCCGACAUUGGCAGAGCUCAAAAGAAAGAUCUUGAUCAAGACCAAGUCAAUCCCCUUGACAGAUGCCAAUGAAAAGGCCGAGCAGGACUUUCAGGCUUCAAAAGAAGGAGUAGAAACUGCAGGGGGGCAGCCAUCAAAACCAUCGAAGAUCCUGGAGGCCCUAGCGAAACUGGCUGCCAAAGUCCCCGUCCACAUCUUCUCUCUGUCCGAGAAGGCAGCGCGCGAUGCUCACCUGAACCAGCGCGAGGCCCUGUUUUCUCACAAUCGCUCCGGGCUGAUGCGCAUCUACCCAUUCGCCUUCCGGGUCACGUCAUCCAAUCUCGACCCGUCAUUCUACUGGCGUCGGGGUGCUCAGCUCGUGGCCAUGAACUGGCAGAACUUGGAUAAGGGCAUGAUGCUUAAUCACGGCAUGUUUAUCGGGACCCUAGGCUGGAAGCUCAAGCCGGCUGGCUACCGAAGCGCAGAGCCUUCAUCCGACAUGAUCCAUCGCCAGACUGUCACCCUGAUCCUCGAGGUAUUUGCCGCUCAGGAUCUUUCUCUACCGCCGGGAGACCGCAGCGAGAAAGGGUUCCAUCCCUAUGUGAACUGUCAACUGCAUGUUGAGGAACCCGAGAGCGAAGAUGCCACUGGGCAGGAUGACGCCAACUCUGAGGCUAAGAGCAGCUACCGACGAUGCACGAAGAGCUACUCGGGCAGAAACCCGGAUUUCGAGGGCCAGAAACUGGUAUUCCCCGCGGUCACAGGAAUCGUUGAAGAGUUGAGUUUUCUACGGUACAUUGGGCGUGACUCACUCGCUGCUUGGGCAUGCAUUCGACUCGACCGGCUGCGCAACGGCUAUCGACUUGUGCAUCUUCAUGAUUGCAGUGGAGAAAAAACAGGCGGGGUAUUGCUGGUCCAUAUCUCAAAGGAGGUCUCAUAG
This is a messenger RNA of Penicillium alfredii, 1848 nucleotides long. RefSeq names its product putative phosphoinositide-specific phospholipase C. Gene Ontology annotation, biological process: phosphatidylinositol-mediated signaling; lipid metabolic process. The transcript is spliced from 4 exons. Gene Ontology annotation, molecular function: phosphatidylinositol-4,5-bisphosphate phospholipase C activity. Bases 1 to 1848 code for a protein of 615 amino acids. The record is from RefSeq and is a predicted model, not a curated record. Lineage: Eukaryota; Fungi; Ascomycota; Eurotiomycetes; Eurotiales; Aspergillaceae.